Equus caballus (horse) is the source of this 8919-nucleotide messenger RNA. The record is from RefSeq and is a predicted model, not a curated record. Lineage: Eukaryota; Metazoa; Chordata; Mammalia; Perissodactyla; Equidae.
UUCAUUAACGCGUACUUUUACUUUGACAGUUGAAACUCACUGCUACAGAUUUAAAAGCAAACUACAAAGGGUAAAGUCAUAUCUUUGAACGCUAGAUUGUCAGAAUCGUAGGAUUUAUAGAUUUUCAGGUUUCAAGCUAGAGCAACAUGGUAGGGAAAGCACCCCUUGUGGGGGUUGGGAAUCCUGGAUCCAAAUUCCUGCCCUUGGGCGAUCUUGGACUUUACUUUUCAAGAUCUCAUUUUUCUCCUUUACAACAUGAGGUGGUUGGGUUAGAUCAUCUUCAAAGUCGCUUUCAGCUCUAAAAUGCUAUGAUUUUUAAUAAUUUAAUGUGUAUUCUUCUACUAGGCUGUCUUAGGCAUUUCUUGUGCUGGAAAUUAAAUAUUUCUUAAGCUAGUGGACAAGAUUUAAUGUCACUAGGUGUCAACAUUUAAGUUAAAACUGAUUUAUUCAAAAAUAAGAUUAAUUUUGGAAGAUAGGGAUGAAUUUAGAAUUUUGAGGUGGGUGUGUGAAAUCUUGGUUUAAUUCUUCUUUUUUUAAUAAGCAGGAGAAACAUAUUUGAAUAAUAUUUACAUUUAAGAUAAUGUAAGACUUGAAAAAACCUGUCUGUUUAAAAGUCAUUUAAAGCUAUUUGUAUCUCCUCCAUAAAGAAAGUUGAACCUAUGCCUAGAUUUUUGAACGUGAUAGUUUUUUUCUAAUAUAUUAUUUUUAAAUGUCAGUUAUUUUGAGUGUUUCUAGAAGGAUUGUAGACAUUAAGUUGUUCAUAGGUAGAAGCAACAGACUAGGAACUAUCGACAAGACAGAGAACCGUUUCUCAGAGAUGAGUAGACAAAGCCAGUGUUGGGCGUCUGAUGCAAUUAAGAAAUUCAGAUGUGGUUUAAAUGUUUUUAAUUUAAAAUAAUCAGAUGAGUAGAACUAUAGUAAAUAAUAAAGAAAUCUCCAGAAUAAAAUAUAUUUUAAGGUUUACUUAUAAACCAAAAUAUAUGCCUGCUUUUCCUUUACUUAGAUGUUUAAGACAAGGUAGAAAGAUUUUUUUUUAACAAGUAGCCAGUGAUUAUACAUUGAUCUUUCUUUUUAAGGCAAGUUACUACUUCAGAGAAAAUGCCUUGGUAUCUUAGCUUGCAUCUAUUUUUUCCCUUAAAAAAAGAUUUACUAAUUUGCUGAUCAUUACCUGAAGAAAUACUCCUCCCACAUAUCCAGAUAAACUCUUAAACAGUGAUUUCUGUUAUGAAAAAUGCUCUCUGUGACAUAUACAUAUAUAAAAAAGAAAGCAUAGGAAUUAGCAAAUACUGGGGCUCAAGUGUGUAGAAAAAUCCCUUUAUCAUAGCGCGAGGUCAUGGACGCAAACGUGAGGGGGAGAUAUGGAUUACAGACGCAAUUUCGCCCUAUUACUGGAACUGGUAGGGUGAACUAGCAAGUUAGCACUGGUGGCUGCCACUUCACAACCAUGGACGACGAUGUUGUGAUAUAAUUUAGAUGCUCAAUAUACAAGUUUUAACUGUAGCAGAUGAAAUAAAAUCCAGACUUUCGGAAGUUUACAAUCAACGCCUGGCCUUUCUCUUUUUGGUAAACAUUUCGCUUAUUACCAUAUGCAUGUUCAUACAUCUUCCCCACCAACGAUUUUAGUUCACUAUUUCCAAUAAAAUUGUAUGCUGAAAAAACUGGAACUGCUGUUGCCCUGUCAUUCUUAUUACUUGGGGUCACAACCACGGGACUUCCCAGUAAGAAGCACGCACCCUCCCUUAUCAUCCAGAGCAGAAGAGAAGGUAAAGGUAGAAACAGAGAUGAAUUUAUGCAAGUUAUUGUCUAAAGGCAGUUUGAUAUCUAUGAAGUGUGACACACACACACACACACACACACACACACACACCCCACAAAGUCUUUAGGCUCCAGUUACAAGCGCUGCGUCAUCUGCCAGAUCACAUGGUAAUUGUUGCUAUUUCAAGGAUCAAGUGGCAUAAAGCUCCCCCCCAUCCCACCCCUUUCCUUUGGUACCAUAUAGCGUGGAAGAGUGAUUAUUGUGUGAUGGGGUAAGACCAGGCUCUCUGAUCCAACCCUCCCAGCUAGAAACCGGCUCUCAGUGGGGUGGCGCGCCCGCGCGUGUGUUGUGUUCUCACGGAGUGAUUGGGAAAGGGGGACGGGGGAGGGGGUCUCAGGGGAGGAAGGGCAGCUCUAAUUGGUUUCUCAAUGAAAGAUAAUCACCUAUUCCCGGGAGAGGCUAGGGAUUAGCACUCUGCCUCUCCUCUCCAUCGCUUUUAGACUUCUCAUCCUCCCCUCGGCGCUUUUAGUCCAUUCAGCAGAAGUGGAUCGAAGAAAGCGGCUCCUCGCGCCACAUUCGGGGCAGCACACUGCUGCGCUAGAGUACUUCGCGCCCCAUUCACUCCCUCGCUCCGCGCUCGCCUCCCCCGGCUGUUGUCCCAGCCGCCGCAGCCGCCCGAGAAAAAGUUUCGCGGAGGGGCUCAGGGAAAAAUGAGCGAGCUGGAGGAAGACUUUGCCAAGAUUCUCAUGCUCAAGGAAGAGAGGAUCAAAGAGCUGGAAAAGCGGCUGUCAGAGAAGGAGGAGGAAAUCCAGGAGCUGAAGAGGAAACUCCACAAAUGCCAGUCGGUGCUGCCGGUGCCCUCGACCCACAUCGGCCCCCGGACCACACGGGCGCAGGGCAUCUCGGCCGAGCCGCAGACGUACAGGUCCUUCCACGACCUCCGACAGGCAUUCCGGAAGUUCACCAAAUCCGAAAGGUCUAAGGAUCUCAUAAAGGAAGCCAUCCUUGACAAUGACUUUAUGAAGAACCUGGAGCUGUCGCAGAUCCAGGAGAUUGUGGAUUGUAUGUACCCGGUGGAGUACGGCAAAGACAGUUGCAUCAUCAAAGAAGGAGAUGUGGGAUCACUGGUGUAUGUCAUGGAAGAUGGUAAGGUUGAAGUUACAAAAGAAGGUGUGAAGCUAUGCACCAUGGGUCCAGGAAAAGUUUUUGGGGAGCUGGCUAUUCUUUACAACUGUACUCGGACAGCGACCGUCAAGACUCUUGUAAAUGUGAAACUCUGGGCCAUUGAUCGACAAUGUUUUCAAACAAUAAUGAUGAGGACAGGACUGAUCAAGCAUACCGAGUAUAUGGAAUUUUUAAAAAGCGUACCAACAUUCCAGAGCCUUCCUGAAGAAAUCCUCAGUAAGCUUGCUGACGUCCUUGAAGAGACCCACUAUGAAAAUGGGGAAUAUAUCAUCAGGCAAGGUGCCAGAGGGGACACCUUCUUUAUCAUCAGCAAAGGAAAGGUAAAUGUCACUCGUGAAGACUCACCAAGUGAAGACCCAGUGUUUCUUAGAACUCUAGGAAAAGGAGAUUGGUUUGGAGAGAAAGCUUUGCAAGGGGAAGAUGUGAGAACAGCAAAUGUAAUUGCUGCAGAAGCUGUAACCUGCCUUGUGAUCGACAGAGACUCUUUUAAGCAUUUGAUCGGAGGACUGGAUGAUGUUUCUAAUAAGGCAUAUGAGGAUGCAGAAGCUAAAGCAAAAUAUGAAGCUGAAGCUGCUUUCUUCGCCAACCUGAAGCUGUCUGAUUUCAACGUCAUUGAUACCCUCGGAGUUGGAGGUUUCGGACGAGUAGAACUGGUCCAGUUGAAAAGUGAAGAAUCCAAAACGUUUGCCAUGAAGAUUCUCAAGAAAUACCACAUUGUGAAUACAAGACAGCAGGAGCACAUCCGCUCGGAGAAGCAGAUCAUGCAGGGGGCCCAUUCCGACUUCAUAGUGAGACUAUACAGAACGUUUAAGGACAGCAAAUAUUUGUAUAUGUUGAUGGAAGUUUGCCUGGGUGGAGAGCUCUGGACCAUUCUCAGGGAUAGAGGUUCAUUUGAAGAUUCUACAACCAGAUUUUACACGGCAUGUGUGGUAGAAGCGUUUGCCUAUCUGCAUUCCAAAGGAAUCAUUUACAGGGACCUCAAGCCAGAAAAUCUCAUCCUAGAUCACCGAGGUUACACCAAACUGGUUGAUUUUGGCUUUGCAAAGAAAAUAGGAUUUGGAAAGAAAACAUGGACUUUUUGUGGGACUCCAGAGUAUGUAGCCCCAGAGAUCAUCCUGAACAAAGGCCAUGACAUUUCAGCCGACUAUUGGUCACUGGGAAUCCUAAUGUAUGAACUUCUGACUGGCAGCCCGCCUUUCUCAGGCCCAGAUCCUAUGAAGACCUAUAACAUCAUACUGAGGGGGAUUGAUAUGAUAGAGUUUCCAAAGAAGAUUGCCAAAAAUGCUGCUAAUUUAAUUAAAAAACUAUGCAGGGACAACCCGUCAGAAAGAUUAGGGAAUUUGAAAAAUGGAGUGAAAGACAUUCAAAAGCACAAGUGGUUUGAGGGCUUUAAUUGGGAAGGCUUAAGAAAAGGCACCUUGACGCCUCCGAUAAUACCAAGUGUUGCAUCACCCACAGACACAAGCAAUUUCGACAGUUUCCCUGAGGACAAUGACGAACCACCACCUGAUGACAACUCAGGAUGGGAUAUAGACUUCUAAUGUAUUUCUCUUACCUGCUUCUGCCUUGCUGAAGACAGCUUUUCCUGAGACUCAGCUGCCAGCAAACCUGAGGGAAAGAGAGAAGAUUCGUGCUCGGGGUCACCAUGAUGCCUUUGAUCGAUGCUGCUCCAGUAACUACAGUGGCAUUAGGACUUAUUGCUUAGAUGACAAUAGUGCUCUUUACAUGUUUUCUGUUUGAACCUAAAAAUAGCAGUUGACAUGGUGGUCCUGAAGCAAAGCCUUUCACCAGUAAAGAGAUGUUUUCUAUUGUUGCAAUGAUGUUGCUUUGCUCCGAUUAUAAUUUGAAAGACUGUAAGAAAUACUUCAAUCUAGUAAAAGAGUCUGUACCUUGCUAGAAUGAUCAAGAAGAUCAAAAAAUAAUAUAUUGGGUACGACAGAUUACUAUGGUACAAAAACUGGGCUCUUCCCUUUCUUCAAGUGAGGGUUGUAGGAUCGAUGACUGCAAGCCGGUGUAUAUACCGUAAAAAGAGGACCACACAUCUGUUGGUCACAGAGUUCAUGUCAAACCAGUGCUAGACGUUUCAUGAUUUUAUUUCCCAGCAGUGCUGAUGACGAGACUGAAUGUUACCUUUCCUUUCUGACAGAUUUUAAAAAUUGAUACGUUAAAAGCACAACUGCUAUAGGGGUUCUGCUGCGAACUCUCAUAGCAGGGACAUAUGCGUUUUCACAGAGGAUUGAAAAAAAUGACAUGCAUGAUAUUUGUUUGUUUCUUUUUGAUAAAUUGGCAUGACAGAGUGGGAAAAUAAGCAAUUCACAAACCAUUUCAUAUUUUUAAAAAUAUUGUGCUUAAAGAUGGUCCUGGAAAUAAAUGACUAGCAGCCAAUUGGUUUUUAUUUAUUAACUAACACGCCCUCAAACUGAGGCUUAAAAUAUUCCCUUUUAUAAAAAUAAACCCUUGGGGUGGGCGGUGGGGCGGGGUGGAGAGGGAUUAAGAUCCAUCCAAAAAACAACAAACUCUAUAGGUGCUAUGUAUAUCUUUCAUCUGUAAAUGUCAGUGUCUGAACAGACAACACAAAUUCUAACCAUUACAUGUGUAGCCAGAGACUGAAGCAUUUUCACUAAAUUUAUCAAAGCAACUCCUGUCAGAUUUCACUUACAACAUCGUCUAGGGUUAAGGGAGAAAGGUGAUUAAAAACCUAUUUGAACUAGCUUCUUGUCUUAGGCCUGAACCAAAAAUCAAAAACAAAAACAAAAAAAAAAAAGAAAAAAUGAAAGCACAAAAUCAUUAGGAUAUUAAGAUUCAUCAGAUGAGAAACCUUAUUUAUGUGAGGUCAGGAAACAAGACAAGAACCUGGCCAGGUGUUGAUUGCUUUUUCGUGAAUGAUAUGAGUCCACAUGCAUGUGAAAAUAACAAGGGAGUAGAGAGGAAAACAGGAUUCUGAUUUCUUAAGAAUAAACUUUUGCUAAGUAGAACAGAAAUACUACAAUCCUGAAACAUCAUGCUAUCUAGCAAAGACUAGAUUUGAAAAUGUCAAACUGAUUUGCUUUUUUCACGUGGCAAAAACGAUCAGCAAUUUAAACUGAGUUCUUUGUUGACAGGCCAGUUGACUAUUAUUAGCUGUCAUAAGUAACAGAGCCAUUUGAUAGCUUUUCCUGGACAAAUAGCAUUAUACCUACUUAGACAAAUGCAUAACCUUACGAGUUGUCAUCCUGAUUUGGAACUGUGUGAAUUUGGUAUAUUAAAUAGAGAUUUGCUUUUUUCUAGUAAAGAGUCUUCUUAAAAGUCAAAUGUAAACAUUUCUGCAAAAAAAUGUCCACCUAGAACAUUAUACUGUAUCCAGGAAGGCACAUAUUAUGAUUUUUGUUUGAAUGUUUCAUACUAUUUUAGAAUAUAUCUUAUUAAAAUAUAAUAAUCUAAGAAACAUUGGGAGAACAAAAUUACUAAGCACAUAGUAUAUAUAAUUAGAAUAAAGUUAAAUUAAACCUUCGAUCCUAAGAUGUUUCAGUUAUUCUUGUGUUAUUGGAAUUUUCCCUCCCUUACAAACAAUUUCUCAAAAUCAGUCUAUUCCCCAAGAUAUCCAGUUUCUUCUGCAGAUUUUAGAAUAUGAAAUUAAACAUUUCAACCUAAAAUCCAGCUAUGAAUGCUAUUCAGAUGUUUUAUAUUGCUCUUAAUUGGGAUUUAAAAAUAUAUAAAUUCAACACUAUAGUCAAUGUUCAAUGAUUUUUGUUAAAAGAUAGAAUGGUGUAGGAAUGCUAAAGAUUUUCUAGAAUAUUAAAUUUAACUAGUCAUUAAGGCAGAGAAUCUGCUCCUGCAACUUUGCAAAUAUCUCAAUAACCUCAGAGAUCAGCACUUACUGUGGAUUUUGGAAUUAUGGUUCAAGUCUAAGACAACCACAGGUACAAGUUCUAAGGAGAAUGAAGAAGUAGCAUUCAGCACAAUGUCACUGUAGGCUGUUUCUCCCACUUGUUACUGCAUCUUUGUUUAUUUCACCUGUGACAUUACAUUAGGAUGUCUAAAGCAAUCACCAAAAAAUAAAGGUGAACUACAUCUUCCAAGAAUUACUAACAGAAAACAUUCAUCUAAUUUUCAACAUUGAAUUUUAAGGAUUUAAAUCUUGUCUUAAUGAAGACACUAGGGCUAAAAUUCAUGGUCAGCUUCAUAAAGUGCAUCUCACUUUAUUUCUGAGUUUUUCAUGCCCCCUCUAUUUUUUUUACACUAAAGGACAUCUGGGUAAGUUAGAAUAGUGCCAACUUGUUUGAUUUGUUAACUGACUUUCUUGUUAAUAUUUUGAGUAUGGGAAAUAAGGGCUUUCUGUGUGUCUCGACUCACAGGAAAACUGAAAACUGCCAAGAAAAGAAACAUCAUAAUAUUUGAGAUAGAUUAAAUACAUUAGAGAAAAUGAUUUCUGGAAAAUUGCUAUAGGUGAUUUUUGAGUUUGUACCUUCUUUGUUGUUAAUAUAUGAAUCAGAUCCAUGUGACAUUUCAAAUAAACUUAUUUUGAUUAUAUUCUUUAUAAGUCAUAAUUUUUUCUUAAAAUUAUGGGAUAUGCAUGUGAAUCACACAUGUAUAAUAUAAAUUCAACUAUUGAAUUUUUCUUGUUUCAUUUCUAAAGGACUGAACUGAUGGUGAAUUUAAAUUUAAAGAAGUCAGCUACCAUGUUGAAAAUAAGGAUAUUAGAACUGAUUUCAUACAGUAGAGGUGAUCUGUGCAUUAUCCAUAACAACAUUUUCUUUCACACUAGGACCACAAACAAAUAUUUAUGUAAAUAGAUAUUUUUGUGUGAUAUUUUGUGGUACUUAUAACUUUUUUUAGUGUUUCACAGCAUUAUUAUUUCAUUUUAUUUCUAUUGAAUAAUGUUUUUAGGUCCAAGUAGACUUGAAUUAAUGUCAUAAUUGUCAGUAUUAUUGAAAUUAUGUCAACUGUACUGUUUUUCAUCUGUCCCAUAGUUUAGAACAUGACCCGGCUAUCUGGCAUUGUUGCAAGUGCCUUAAAUUCAUGGCAUCCUAUUAAAAAACAAAUUUGGUGUUAUGCUGCAUGACAAAGACAAACACACCUCAAAAUGUUGUCCUUUCUUAGCUUGCUGCGUUUUACAGUUCUUUCUGCUAACAAUUUAUAAGCCUUUAUUAUAUAAUAUUGAUGAAUUACAGAAAUGAUGAAGUUGUUCUCUUAUUUCUGUUAAAUGUACCAGAGCUGUGUAUCUGUUAAUGAGAUACAGCGUCAUUUCUGUGAAAUGUAUAAAUGUACGUGCAGGUCAAAUUAAUAUAUGACAUACUAUCAGUCUGUAUACAGGUAUUCCUGUUUUGCUAAGCUGUGCAGAUUCAGUUUAAAUAUUAGUGCAGUCAAGUUCUAACAUAUCUCAUUUUAUUGACUCCAUUAACAAUGGUCCAACUGAAAAGAAAAAUUAGAAAGUGACUGCUAACUACACCUUGUUAUGAAACCAAUGAUGAAAAAGAAUCUUGGUGCAGCACUCAACAAAACAGGAUGCUUUCUCUGAGUUCUUGUAUAUGCAAAUCGUGGAUGAGGCAAAUUUUCAACAGACCUAGAAAGCUAAACAUUGAAAGUGUGUUGUUAGUCCUCUUCUCUAUCUGCCCCUGCGUCAACAGAGCUCUGGGACCUUGACGAUGACUCAGAGGUUUGGGCUUUCUGAGUAAAGGGACAUUUCUUUAAGCAUCAUCUAUCAAAUUUAUUUCAAUGUAUGAUGUUUUUACAAUUGGUCAGUUCUUUUGUAUUCUUACAGCUAUGGUUAUUUGAUUGUCCUCUUACAAUUUGUUCUACAUGAAAGAGUCCUUUGUUAGUCAGAAUGCAACAACUGUCAUCAAAUGGUCAUUGACCACUUGCACUCUUUUGAUGUAGAUUAAAAACUUUUUCAUAAACUUAACCUGCUUUGAUUUGCUCUGUAUUUUUCCUGCAGCUGUAAUUGCCGAGUGCCUGUUGUAUACUUUAUAGAGUUGAAAUAAAAAAUAAUUACUUUUGAA